AUGAAAAUUCAAAGAAGAAGCCUAGCUAAAGAAAUCAAAGCAUAACGACCAUUAUUAUUCAAGUAUCUAUUGAACAUUAUCAAGUUAAUCAGGAGCUUCUUCUAUUUGUCCCAAAAUGUACUCAUAAUAAUUAAACGAUUAUAAAAAUGUUGAAUCCUUUAUAAAACUUAGAUAAAUGAAAUGUAACAAAAGUAUCUCAUUACUUAAUUGUUCUAAAUAAAUAAGUAGAAUAGAUGAAUCUAUAAAUUAAGUUAAAAGUAAUACUCAAGUAAAUAGUAAUAAUCAUAACGAAGUAAAAUUAAAUAAAUAAAUUUAGACAAGAAUCAUAGCUAGAUAAGUGAUAAAAGAUUGCAUAUAAAAAAGAAAAACAAAAUUGAAUAGUGCAGAUGAAUCAUUUUAAAAUUUGUAUUUGCUUGAAGAAAAAUCAGCAUAAGAAUACUAAAGUUCUCUAAAUAAGCAUAUUGAAGAUUCUAAACAAUUCUAGAGUUCGAUCUCGUUUAAUUUAGAAAAACUAUCAAGAAAUUAACUCUAUUUAAAGUUGAAAGAUCUGUAAUUAUUAUAUUUGUAUAUAGAAACAAAAAUUUAAAUGCCAAUCAAAAAUAGGAACUUGCCAAUUAAAAGUAGUUAAAUUUAAUUGAUGUAUUAUUUAUACUAUAAUUUAGAUAACUUUACGAAGUACUGUUGAACCUAGUAUUACAGAUAUAAGUCCAAUAACUAUUUGUGAUGAUGCAGAUAAUAAAAUAGUAAAGGAUAAACUAAAAAUAUUAAUAUCUCCUCAGUAUCAUUAAUAAAAUCAUAGCAAAAGGUAAUCAACUAUCCCCUACUUCGCUAAACAUUCUUUGAACAUACGAUUAAAUUAAAUUAAUUAAAAGAAUUAAGAUAGUUAAAAUGUUACAUCAACAAAUACAAGUAAUAUUAAUUCGUUAAUGAGAAAUAAAUCUCAUCUCUAUAGUCGAGAAAUAAAAAGAAUUCAUAUACAUAGUGAAUCCUGA
Messenger RNA from Paramecium sonneborni, 992 nucleotides. Lineage: Eukaryota; Ciliophora; Oligohymenophorea; Peniculida; Parameciidae. The record is from the annotation of a GenBank genome assembly.